UGCAAGUCAAAAAUGGAGGACUCGAUGUUCCGCUAAGUCGCACAUUCCAACUGCUGCAGCUGGGAAAAGCUUCCAAAAUGCGCCUGAUUGCACGACGCUUGGCCCUGGCAUUGGCUACGGCUCUCGUCAGACAUCGGUAUCACCCAAAAAGAGGUCGACGUGAUGAUCACCUUUGAAAUUUUCAGACUUAGACACAACAAGAUUCACACGUAAACUAGAGCUAAAGCAGGUGAUUUCAACCAUCCAACCCAAGGAUAAGCGUAUAUUUAGGUUUUGCAGUCCCAAUUUACACGCUCCGGCAGCCACUCAAAAACAGAGCAGCCAUCGCUUAUAUUAGAUGGAGGAUGCCUGAUGGAUCGUAUUGUGAUUGCCCUCCCUUCCUCCAUUAUCCUCCCAAUGGAUCUCUCAUUCAUCCAUUCCAUUCUCAGGGCGCUUUGGCUAAUGCAUGCCGUCCUUCUUCUACCAAGCUAUGCCACCUCACCUGCCUCCCGUUCUUCAACUUCCACCACCACCAUCUUAGAAGGGAACAGGAGUGCUGCCGAUCGUCUUGCCCUGCUCUCCUUCAAGUCCAUGAUCUCAAAUGAUCCAUCCCAAGCCUUGGCCUCAUGGAAUGACUCCGUUCCUAUCUGCCAUUGGCAAGGGGUGGCAUGCGGCCGUCGCCACCCCGAAAGGGUCGCUGCCUUGAGACUCGAGGCCCUGAACCUACUGGGCUCCAUAUCACCCUCCUUAGCCAACCUCACCUUCCUCCAGAGGCUCCAUCUCCCCAACAACCUCCUCCAUGGCCGCAUCCCGCCGGAGCUUGGCAAUCUACCCCGUCUACGUUAUCUCAAUUUCAGCGGAAACUCCCUCGAAGGCGGAAUUCCGCCCGCUCUUUCUCGCUGUCCUCGUCUCCAAGAACUCAUUCUUGGGAACAACAUGCUUCAAGGGGAGAUUCCGUCUGCUCUAAGCCAAUGUCGAGAACUCCAAAUCCUGAGCCUACGCCGCAACUUUCUCACGGGGAGCAUCCCUGAUGAGCUUGCCUCCCUCUCGAAGCUCACCUACCUCGACCUCCGCGGCAACAACCUCACAGGCAGCAUCCCUCCUUCCUUGGAGAACCUCUCCUCUCUCAUCGACCUCGACGUCAACACCAACUCCCUUUCAGGCAUCAUCCCCUCCUCCUUGGGUCAGCUCUCAUCCCUCGUCUUUCUUCUUCUACAAUAUAACAACCUCGUGGGCACCAUCCCUUCUUCUCUUGGAAAACUCUCCUCUCUUCAGUACCUGGACCUAUCGCAUAACAAUCUAGAUGGAGACAUCUCACCUUCGCUAGGAAACCUCUCCUCUCUUCUCGAUCUGAACCUAUCGUAUAACAAUCUAACUGGAAGCAUCCCACCCUCGUUAGGGAACCUCUCCUCUCUCACCGAGAUGGACCUCAGCAUCAACACCCUCUCAGGAGAAAUCCCUCCUUCCCUUGGACUCCUGCCUUCAGUCAUCGCUCUCUAUCUCUCGGGAAACGCACUAUCUGGAGGCAUCCCACCUUCAUUCGGGUCCUCCAGUUCUCUCACUCUCACAGCUAUCGGGCUAUCGCAUAACAAGUUGUCGGGCAGGAUUCCUUCCUCCUUCUACAACCUCUCGAGCCUCACCAUCCUUGGUGUCGCUGAUAACGAGCUCAUCGGCACUCUUCCACCUGACUUGGGCCGCUCUCUUCCUAAUCUCCAGUCACUCCUCAUGUACUUCAACCAAUUUCACGGGCCCAUCCCCGCGUCGCUCGCCAAUGCAUCAGGCCUCCAAGACAUCGAGCUCACAGGAAAUAACUUCACCGGAACGAUCCCCACGAGCCUGGGUGCCCUGCCGGAGCUAUACUGGCUGAGUCUGGACAGGAAUCAACUAGAAGCCGGAGAUACCCAUGGCUGGAGCUUCCUCACUUCCUUGACGAACUGCAGCAACCUACAGGUGCUGCAGCUUGACGACAACAGGCUCCGAGGCACGCUGCCCAGCUCCAUCGCAAACCUCUCCACCACCCUCCAAUGGCUGGUUCUGGGAGGGAACCAAAUAUCAGGCAGCCUUCCUUCCGAUAUCGGGAAAUUCUUCAACCUGACUCUCCUCGACCUGGGCCGGAGCCACCUCACCGGCAGUAUUCCUGACUCCGUUGGAGAACUCCGGAGCUUACAAAGACUUUACCUGUCUAAUAACAAGUUGUCAGGUCCGAUUCCCACCUCCAUCGGCAACCUGACUCAGCUGAGCGAACUUGAUUUAGUAGUCAAUUCUUUGACUGGUAGCAUCCCUGCGACCCUGGGUAACUGUCAAGCUUUGGUUUAUCUUGAUCUUUCGUACAAUAAGCUUACAGGCGGCAUACCCAAAGAGGUUGUCAGCCUCUCCUCGCUCUCCCAGUACCUCGGCUUGUCGCAUAAUUCGCUCGUCGGGGCCCUGCCUUCGGAAAUCGGUAGCUUGACAAAUCUCCGCGGGCUGCAGUUAUUUGAAAACAACUUAACUGGUGAGAUUCCUAGCAGCAUUGGAGAAUGCCAGGUCUUGGAGUUCCUAUACAUGAACGGCAACCACUUCCAAGGGAUCAUUCCCCAAUCGAUGAGCAAUUUGAAAGGGAUUCAAGAGUUGGAUCUUUCGAGCAACAACUUGUCAGGUGGUGUCCCACGGUUUCUAGAGGACUUCAGGUUUCUGCAGCACCUGAAUCUCUCCUUUAACAAUUUUGAAGGUGAGGUGCCAACUAAAGGAGUUUUUCGAAAUCUGAGUGCCUUCUCGGUUGUUGGUAAUGACGAUCUCUGUGGUGGCGACCCAAAAUUGGGGCUGAAAAAAUGUUCCCCACGAACCAAUAAGAGAAGAAAUCGAUCGGCGCCGAUCAAAGCGAUCAUUCCAGUUGCUGCUGCACUGCUGUUUCUACUCCUGAUAAUAUGCUUGCUAAUCAUUCGUUAUAGGUUAUAUAAAUCAAGAAAGCAGGUGCCAUCAGCAGCCUUGGUAGAAGAACAGCUUAUCAGGGUCUCUUACUCUGACCUUCUUAAAGCAACAGAUGGGUUCUCAUCGGCAAAUUUGAUUGGUGCUGGAGGUUAUGGUUCAGUGUAUAAAGGAAUUAUGGAACUUGCCGAAGAGAGAAUUGUAGCUGUGAAGGUACUCAACCUUCUGCAGAGAGGGGCUUCCAGGAGUUUUAUGGCUGAAUGUAAUGCUUUGAGAAGUAUCCGACAUCGGAAUCUCGUCAAGGUAAUAACAUCCUGUUCCAGUGUGGAUUAUAAAGGGGAUGAUUUCAAAGCUCUAGUUUUUGAGUUCAUGCCUAAUGGGAGUCUGGAGAACUGGUUGCACCCACAAGCAAGUGAUCAAAGUCGAGAGACAAAUCUAAGUCUCAUCCAGAGGCUGAACAUAGCCGUAGACGUUGCCUCUGCAUUGGAUUAUCUUCAUCACCAUGGCCCAGCCCCAAUCGUUCACUGUGAUCUCAAGCCAAGCAAUGUUCUUCUCGAUGAAGAUAUGACUGCUCAUGUAGGCGACUUUGGGCUGGCAAGGUUUCUUACUAAAACGGUUAGCAAGGCAUCUCAGAAUCCAUCCUCAUCAAUUGGAGUGAAGGGGACCAUUGGGUAUGUUGCUCCAGAAUAUGGGGUGGCCAACCAAGUAUCUACUGAAGGAGAUGUGUACAGCUAUGGAAUACUUCUGUUGGAGAUGUUUACAGGGAGGAGACCGACCGAAGAGACACUGAAGGAAGGCACAGGCCUUUGUAAGUCUGUUGAGAUGGCCUUUCCUGAAAGAGUCAUUGAUAUCAUAGAUCCAUGCCUACUCUCAGAAGAGAAAGAUGGAGGAGUAAGACGAAGAACACGAGAGUUCUUGGUUUCCAUGCUUAGGAUUGGCCUCUUAUGCUCGAAGGAAUCACCAAAGGAGCGAAUGCAGAUGGAAGACGUGAUCAAGGAAUUGCUUAAGGCCAGGGAUGCAUUAACAGGUGGAGAAAGGAGAAACAGAAACCGUCCUAAAGGAGAAGGUCCAUCAACCGUUGAUGACGAUGAGUGGGUGUGAGAAUAAAGAGCCAAUGUGUUUUCUUUGGGAUAUCAAAGAGAUCAUGCCUUGUUGUGACGUUGUCCAUCCUUUCAGUUGCCUGUGUAGACUUAUGGAGAGAUGGUGUAAUAAAACGAAACAGUUUUCUCUCUCUUUUUUUUUGGGUGAGGGGAAAAAGGAGGAGGUGAACUACUUCCCCCAGAUUUUAUUAUUAAUUGGAUUUGAUAUUUACGAGAAUGAGAUAGACAAGUAAGAUAGAAGAGGAAUUAGUUACCUUUUUUUUUUUUCGUGACAACGAAGAGAGGAUGCUAAGAAGUGCUUGAUUGCUCUCCUUUGCUUUCCCGCAACUUAGGUUUCCCCAUAGUUGGAAGGUAUUCAGGGUGUUGUUGAGGAUUGAAAGCCGCCAAGUUGUUUUCAGAGUGUUGAAAUUAAGCCUCGUGGGCGGAGUAUUUAGAGUCUUCAAAUU
Phoenix dactylifera (date palm) is the source of this 4429-nucleotide messenger RNA. RefSeq lists its product as uncharacterized. Gene Ontology annotation, biological process: protein phosphorylation. Gene Ontology annotation, molecular function: ATP binding; protein binding; protein kinase activity. Lineage: Eukaryota; Viridiplantae; Streptophyta; Magnoliopsida; Arecales; Arecaceae. The record is from RefSeq and is a predicted model, not a curated record.